Molecule: messenger RNA, 1626 nt
Organism: Corticium candelabrum
Lineage: Eukaryota; Metazoa; Porifera; Homoscleromorpha; Homosclerophorida; Plakinidae
Exons: 12
Coding region: 96-1172 (358 amino acids)
Biological process (GO): microtubule-based movement
Cellular component (GO): cytoplasm
Molecular function (GO): kinesin binding
Source: RefSeq, a predicted model, not a curated record
CUAAAUAUUUAGUCAAGUCUCAUUGUGCUCACUGUCUACUAUCUUGUGAUGAUUAUAAUGGAGCUCUGGAGCUUUUAGGACAAGUACUGACUACUAUGAGACAGAUUUUACCUGCUGACCAUGCCGACGUUGCUAUAGUUCUAGGGGAAUUGUGUCGAUGUCACCUGGCCUUUGGCAAUAUACCGGAAGCCACUCGUAUGGCAGAAGAUUCUGUGUCGGUUGUGAUGUCAACGUGUAAUCGUGACGAUCGUAUUGUCGCAGAACUUGUCUCUUGUCUAGCUAAUUGUUAUUUGUCUGCUGGAAAAACGGCAGAAGCCAUCAAACUGUAUGAAGAAUGUGCUGAAACAUUCAGGAAAUAUCUACCAGAUACCUUACUAUUUCUUUGUAACUCAUUAUACCAAUUGGCAAAGCACUAUGCCUCGAACGGUAUGCUGCAGAAGUCGUCGUCUUUACUUGAAGAAGUUAUUGAUUUUUAUCGAUCAUUUCGCUAUGACUUUCAUCCUCGAUUAAAUCAAGCUCUUUACAUGCUUGGAUUGAAUUAUCUCAAAACUGACAAGGUGGUAGAUGCUGAGAAUGUGCUCAGACAAAGUUUGCUCAUUUGUGAAACGAUUUCACCUGAAUCCUUUGAGUGUAUCGCAGCGUUGCGGGGACUUGAGAAAUCUCUAAUUAUGCAAAAUCGAUAUGUCGAAUGUUUACCGUUGCUGUUACAACUCCGAAAUAUAGUAGCGAAAAAGUUUCCUUCAAUGUCGAAAGAAAUUGCUAACGCUUUCUUGCAACUUGGAGAAUGCUGUUUGAAGCUGCUGCAACUGGAAGAAGCAGAAAAAGCUUUUUCAGUUUCAAUUGAAAUAUACAGCACCAUACUGCCUGCAGACGAUUCUGAUAUGAGAAAGGCUGUUAAGGCUCUUGUACUCCUCGGAUCGUUGUACGAAGAAAAGGGUGAUUUUAGGAAGGCGACGGAGCUGUACAAGCAGAGUUUGAAUACUUUGCAACAAAUUCCACUCAUUUACGUCGACACUGCGAAUGUAUUGAAAAAGGCAACAAACUGCUUAUGGAAGCAACAAGACUUUGUUGAAAUGUUACCGUUCCUGUUGACAUUACGGGAACUACAUGCGCAAAAAGCAGCAGCAUCAGUGGCAAUGGUGGAGAGUGAGUAUAUUACUACUAGUAGAUAGAAUAGACGUUACGUCAGUGGUUGCGUUUUUCAUUGUGCGUGAGUGUCACCUUGUCAUUUUAUUGGAGUCAUUUAUGUGAACUUGCAUGACUGGAAAAAAGCGGAUAAAGCAUUCUCACAGGCUCUUGAGAUAUCUCAAUAUGUCUUCCCUCCUGGACAUGCUUAUAUCAGCAUAGUUGAACGGCAUUUACAUGACGUCCGGCAACGAUUAUGUGGACACUGAUGCUGAAUCAGUUGACUUUGAUUUUCUGCAGCUGGAAGAACGGUACUUUAGUGAAGUGUAACGGUACUUUAGUAAGUGUAAUACAUUAAAUGUGACAGUUGAACUGGCGGCGUCGUCAAAGUAAGUUUAAUUAUGUUCUUGGUUAUGGAUUGUAGUUUGUUACUGAACUAUGUUAUUUGAACUGUUGCAACCGAUUUGUAGAGUCAAUUGCAAAUAUAUAUAGAAUUGUACU